This is a messenger RNA of Notolabrus celidotus (New Zealand spotty), 3527 nucleotides long. RefSeq names its product mitogen-activated protein kinase kinase kinase 14 (gene map3k14b). Bases 141 to 3221 code for a protein of 1026 amino acids. The transcript has 16 exons. Gene Ontology annotation, biological process: protein phosphorylation; positive regulation of canonical NF-kappaB signal transduction. Lineage: Eukaryota; Metazoa; Chordata; Actinopteri; Labriformes; Labridae. The record is from RefSeq and is a predicted model, not a curated record. Gene Ontology annotation, molecular function: protein kinase activity; ATP binding.
UCAUAACUCACACACAUGGUCGACCAAUCAGCAGCGGCUGCGGGGGCAGAAAGCCGACUAUCUGUGGAGCGGAUUCACCUGAACCUGAACCUGAGACCGCACGCAGGCCGCUGAUCCUCCUCCUCAGCUCUCACAUCUUUAUGCAAUCACACAGCAGCACAGAAAUGGCCAUUCCCCGGAUGUUCAACUCCAACACACCCUUCAUCAUCGUCACCGGAGGCUCUGAACUCACAUUUCUUGGCAAAGAGGACGACAGCGAAGGGUGCGAGGAGGAGAAGGACUCGCUGGUGCAAGCCAUCGCCCCGCAUCUGAGCCGGGUGAUGCAGCACGGCACCGCCAAACACGUGGCGACCGAGGGGCGGGAAGAGGCCGAGGAGAACCCCUGUGUGUCCAUCGUCGCACAGGCAGAGAGAGAAGACAAUCAGGAGUUCAGCCCGACAAAAACUCAGAGCUCUCUCUCAAGAUGUCAGCUGCUCAAAAAACACAGGUUUCUCAGCAAGGAAACGGCGCUCCUGAGUGACUCUGAAGAGGAGGAGGAGGAGGAGGAGGACUGCGAUGAGGCUGCCAAACUCCCACACCACCACCUCCAGAGGAAACAGCGCAGGAAACCCAGGAGGCAGAGCCAGGAGGAAGGGGAACAACGUCCCAUCAUUCGAGGUCUGUGGGUUCAGGAGAUAGACUGGCUGAAAUCAGCAGAGAGAGAAAUGACAUCACCGCCUGAGAUCAUCCCGCCUCCUCCCGAGUUCACGGACUCCUGCAGCCAUGGAGACGUGCAGGGCUCGGUGGAUGACAGCUGUGCAGAUGUGUUGGAGGAUGUGUCUUUAUCAGAGGACCAGGACCGAUCAGGAGACGCAGAGGACACGUCCCGCAGUGAUGUCAGAGGAGGGUCAGACUCUGAUUGCGGCCUGGAGCAGGACUCUGAAUCCAUCCUCACUCAUGAGAGUGAGUCAGACUCGUCUUGCGGUGCAGAGGACGACACACACGCCACUGACAGUUUUGCAGGAGAGGCCAGGAACGCCAACUUGACCUUUGCCCUCAUGAACGUGUCCGGCUUUAACUCCUGCUCCCACACUGAGUGGGAUUCGGAGUCUUCAGGGCGUGUGCAAAGCCUGCUGGGAAUGUCAGACUCCACAGACUCGCCCAGCUCUGUGAAUAUUUCCCAGAGUGCCUUUGGUUUCGAUGACAUGAGUGAUAGUGACACAGUUUUGGAUUUCCUCAGAGGCAGAGUGACACAGAUGCCGAAGCUCUCUGUUUCACCUUUCUUCAUGGAUUUGAUUAAAACGACUCUGGAUGGAUGGAAGACAAGCAAACCGGGCAAUGAGGGUCUUAUCUUUCAUCAUCAACUCCAGCCCAACAGCUGCCUGUACAGGGAGGGAGAGGAGUACAGCGUUCUUCACCACAUACAGAACGGCUCAUACGGGGACGUGUUCUGUGUUCGGGACUCUAAGACGGGGUUCAAGUGUGCUGCCAAGAGGAUUCCUCUGAGUCACUUCAGCAGAGAGGAGGUGAGCACGUGGAGCGCUCUGGACUCUCCUCGUGUUGUGGAGCUGUUUGGGGCCGUGAGGGAGGGGCUUAACAUCGUGCUCUUCAUGGACUUAAAGCCAGCUUGUUUGGCUCAGCUUUUAAAAGAGAUGCACUCGUUACCGGAGGAUUUGGCCCUGCACUACCUUCAUCAGACACUGGGGGCACUAGAACACCUGCACCACAGGAAGGUCCUUCAUCUGGAUGUCAAAGUUGACAAUGUGCUGCUGUCUGCAGACUGCAGGGACACAUUCCUCUGUGACUUUGGUCUCUCAGAGACUUUAGAUGGCAAUGAAUGGAGCACCAAGGCAUUCAGAGGAGCUGCCUUCCCGGGCACAGAGUCCCACAUGGCCCCUGAGGUGGCACGAGGGGACCAGCUCUGUGCCAAGGCGGACGUAUGGAGCAGCUGCUGUAUGUUACUGCACAUGCUCAAUGGAUGCCAACCAUGGAUCCGUUACUACUCCCAUCCCCUGUGUCUGCAGAUUGUCAACGAGCCUCCUCCUCUGUGGGAGGUGCCGUCCAACUGUAACAACUUCACGGCCAAAGUGUUCAGAGCUGGACUUCAAAAAGAUCCAGACAGACGAGUUUCAGCGAAAGAGCUCAGGAGGAAAACCACCAAGGCCCUCCGAGCAGUUGGAGGUCUGAGUCCCUGGUCUGUGAGAAGUGCCUGUGAGAAGCUGAAUCAUUGCAACAACCAAAAUAAAGACACCCCCUGCCCUUUGUCACCUGGGAUCCCAGCCAACCCAACGAAACCACCGGCCUCUGCGAUGUACUGGGUGAGCCCCUGGAGGACCACAGCAGUGGACGAGGACAGCUGUGACCGGAAGGAUCAAGAGUUUGCUCCGGACUCAGACUCCUUAACGAGGGAAUGGGACUCCCCGCCGAAAACACUGCAGGAUGAUUAUGCUGCCGAUGAAAAGGACUGGGACUCCUGCUCGGAUUCAGACGUGGAUAUCUACAUGGGAGAGGAGGAGUACGCUCAGGAGAAGUGGCUCAAGACAGACAGGGACUAUGAGGGGGACUGGGAAGAGGAAGGAGAUGAUGAGGAGGAGGAAGAGGAGGAGGAGGAGGAUGAAGACUGGGACUCUUCCGUGACCACCGAGCAUCUCCGUGCUCUCAAGGGUCUUUUCCCUCUGCUGCAGAAAGGCCAGCAGACAAAUGAGAAUUCAUGGGGUUCAGAGCCAGAGCUGGAAUACCUCCGAGACGAUGUACCUAAAGGCACCACAAUCCAGACCCCGUCCCCUGAACCCAGAGACGACCCUCCGUCCUGUUUCAGCUGCUCAGACACGUCGCAGAUAGAUGCCUCGGACAAGGACUCGGACCACUCGUCUGAUGAUCUGAGCUCUGGAGUCUUCUCCUCCUGUAACAGUCAGGCAGACGGACACUUGGAGUGGCUGGCCUCUGAGAAUCAGCCGUCCUCACACUGCUUUGAUGGUGUUGACAUCUGGAUUGAGAACGUGCAGGGCGAGUGUCUGAGGAUCCGUGAACGCCGGCAGGUCAAAGUGGGCCAUGUUGCUAUAGGAAUCAGUGAUCAGGUCUCAGGUAAAGCCUUCACCUUGGAGACCCUGGACAGGAAGACGGUCUCCUUUGAGGAAGAAAUCAGAGAGUCGUGUUUGUGGCUGCGCUGCGUUCCUGCUCCUGACAGGUGUCAGCGCUGGAGGUGGAGAGUCAGAGACGGCAGGCUGGAGCUUCGAGAAUGACAAAGACUUCCUUACUUUGAUUUUCUUUUGCACUAAGUUGAGGCAUUGACUGCUCUGAGACUACGUUGACUUUAAAUAUAUUUAUGAAAAUGAUGUGCUGCUGGUAUGAUUUAUUAUAGCCAGUGUUUCUGUGAAUGAGUUUGUCUCCUCUGUGGUCUGGACACCAAGUCUGUCAUGUUGCUGUUAAAGGUUUCAAUUUAAAUGAGAUAAGCUGCUUAAAACUCACCAUACAUUACGAGCCUUGAACACUUUAAUACUUGAAUGUUGACGACAUUUUAUAUGAAUAAAAUUAACCUCCAAAGCAAA